CGCGCCCUGCUGCCGCCCUUAUAUAACAUCAAGCAGGUUCCUCAAAAUUCAGCCAGCAGCUUGAGACUACACACGGCAGUUAAACAAGUGGUGGGUCACUCUGGCCAUGCCAAGUCAAGUCAAGACCGACAUGGAGAAUAAGAAGAUUCUGGGAGCCAGACGGACUAAUUUGAAGUUUGGGCUGCAGCCUAGAUCACCGAACAUUAGCGUUAUGAGGCUUUGUUUGGAAGAGGUCUCUAAGUGGUCCCACUCGCUGGAGGCACUUCUCUCGUCCAAAUAUGGGAUGAAAAUAUUCCAGGCCUUCUUAAAGUCGGAGUUCAGUGAUGAAAACAUCGAGUUUUGGCUGGUGUGUGAGGACUUCAAGAAGAUCAAGUCCUCCUUGAGGAUGUCCUGCAGGGCCAGAAAGAUCUUUAAACGCUACGUACAAGUUGAAGCUCCGAGAGAGAUCAACAUUGACCAGAGGACCAGGGAAGUGAUCAGGCGAAACCUCGAAACACCUACCACAGAGUCGUUCGACGCCGCUCAGAGGAUCGUCUACGCCCUAAUGGAGAAGGACUCUUACCCGCGAUUCAUCAAAUCUGACAUUUACCAGGCUCUCCUGAACUCCACGAUAAAAUAGUGAAGACGUAGAGGCCGAGAGGCGGACACCCAAGCGCUGGAAACACUGUGGGACAGACAGGGUGUCUGCUUGUGAUGCGUCAA
Messenger RNA from Cynoglossus semilaevis (tongue sole), 702 nucleotides. RefSeq names its product regulator of G-protein signaling 8-like. The transcript has 5 exons. NCBI's taxonomy places the organism in Eukaryota, Metazoa, Chordata, Actinopteri, Pleuronectiformes, Cynoglossidae. The coding region runs from base 107 to 619 and encodes 170 amino acids. The record is from RefSeq and is a predicted model, not a curated record.